GGCGAUGCAGGUUCAAGGUGUGCCAGCCAUGCGCUGCCAAAAUCUCCGUCCGACCUGCUGCUGCAGUCACCACUGCCAAGGCACCUUAGGUCAGGGAGAUAUAGUGGCGUGAAGGUCAGAUGGGCCAUCUCGCUGACUUGCCUCAUACAGGUCCUUGCCCGCAACAGGAGGAUGGCGAGGAAAUAGACGGCAUUUCUCCACGCACAACCCUGGACCUCUGGCCUCAGGAGAGGGACUCAUAUCAGCCCACCAACCCUCCCGUCUAUGAGGACCUAGUCGUCUACUAUCAGGGUGAUGACGAUACCCGUGGUCGAACGAGGGUCCGGCCGAGGAGUCGAUAUCACUUUGUCAUCUCGACGACGCCAUCUCGAUCCAGGUCUGCGCGAGGCCCACGGGGUGACUCGCCGUUUGAUCGAACCUUCAGUCCCAUGAACCGAUGCGAAGACACCGAGGUACACCCAACAUUCAUGCGUGAUCCGCCAUAUCCGCCGAGAAUAGCAGCGAACAAAGCUGCUUCACGUUCCAUCUUGGACAUCCCUCAGAACGCCAAAGUCACAUGGAAGAACACCAUCGGGGCAGUCCGUGAAAAAAUCCAGAAAGUAAGAGGCAGCAGAUUUCGCCUCAUCAAAAGCGAUCAAUUUGAACACAAAUUUGGCUUACCACCAUCGCCGACGCCCUCGAAAACCUCGAGUUUGACAAAGUGGAAGACGCAGUCCAAGAACCUGUUGACGGUAGCCACACCAAAGCUUUUUCGCACGAGCAAAACAAAAGACACACCGCUACCCUUCGCACAGGUCCGCCGACGUCCACCAAGUCCUCCUCCAUUCGUUUUCAACUUUCCACAAUAUUCAUCUGUCAAUCAUACAGACAACAGUAGAGAAUGCUACGAAGAUCACCGUUCACCUUCUGCCACAUCUAGCAAGGAACCGACUUUUAUCUUUUCAAACAGCGGCAGCAUCAGCAACAGCGAAGGUCCCUUUACUCCAGAAUCCGCUACCUCUCCCGCUCCAGGAGAUCACAGCCAUUCACGCACCUAUCACUACCGAGACCAAUCUCUACAGAUCGCACUCCGUCAGAGCAUCUCCUCCGACACGCAUUUCAAAGAGACUCCGCAGCUUGGUUUUCCCACCGACGACGAUGGCCCCACGGAUUUCUAUGAUGCUCGGGGCGAAUAUCCAUACCAGCCAGCAAAACAUCAUCCUCAUCCUCUCGCAGAACCAAUGUACUGGGACCCAUCCGAGACCAGUCUGACAGCUCUGCCUCGCCUUCCGGAACGACUCCAACAGGGCUUGUCCUCGCAGUACAAGGAAAUCGUGCUCGGAGGCCAUGGUUUCGGCAAUGGGCACAAUCAACGCGACGACCGCUAUCAUCAUCGUUCCUCCUCUCCUACCUCAGACGAUGACGAUGUCCAAUAUCCUUUCGCAACAACAGGAAGAAAGGGUCUCCGCCACAAAGAGCGCCAACGUCGAAGGGAGAUGGCACUGCCGGUCACAACAUCGCAUCUUGAGGGCCUCGAGAUGACUCCUGCACUCGCCUCCCGGCGUCAAUAUGAUGAUGAUGAUGAUGAUGAUGAUGACGAUUCCGAUGAGAGAGACGACGAGCAGGAUUUGGGCUCGUGGAGUUGGAAUCGCGUGCGCAGUUGCGAGCGUUCUCCCGAGUUCAUGGCGAGGGUGUCACAUAUGCGCCAUCCCUCCGUCGCAUCGAGCGAGUAUUCCAUGGGUCGAUUCUGAAAAGCCAAACUCUUUCCUUGGUCCAUUGAUACUCAAGAAGACAUAAAAUGGCGUAUAUGAUGAGGUUUCACUCCGCAGGAUGGGGUGCUUUUUUUCCAAGGAGGGAUUAUUGGCAUUUGCGAGAAGGGAGCCUUCCCUUUGACCUUUUCUUUCUGCCACCACUCGACUUCCAACAUGUGUCUAUUUCCAUUUUC
This is a messenger RNA of Dissoconium aciculare CBS 342.82, 1924 nucleotides long. RefSeq lists its product as uncharacterized. The record is from RefSeq and is a predicted model, not a curated record. NCBI's taxonomy places the organism in Eukaryota, Fungi, Ascomycota, Dothideomycetes, Mycosphaerellales, Dissoconiaceae. The coding region runs from base 120 to 1730 and encodes 536 amino acids. The transcript has a single exon.